GGCAUUGAGCACCCUGUUCAAACUCCAUGACAGAAAUCGCUGGUCUGGUGGAGGGGCCAGAUUGGAUGCCCCCUUCAAAAAACAAGCAAUGUGUGGAUGUAGUGAUGCAGAUCCCAGACCUGAAAUCUUUAGCACCGAAGCCAAUGUAGAGACCUGUCUUCUUAGGGUAUUGGCCCUAAGAUGAAGCUCCCUUCCUGCUUGCAGAAAAGCCAGAACCUCUGGCACUCUCGCAGACAGCAGGUCCAGAUGUUUGUGGGCCGACCAUCAGGAGAAGGCCGACCAAGUCAUGGUCUGAUAGAACUGCUGAGUUGAGAAUACGGAGGGGGCAAUGAUGGUGUCAUGAACUGAUUUUGCAUAGCCCUUGAUGAUUAGGAUUCCGCGCUCAACAUCCACGCGCAGAGCUGGAACCACUCUGGAUCUGGAUACUGCAGCGGGCCCUGACAUAAUAGGUCUCUCCGCAGAGAAAGACGCCAUGCAGGUUGGCCAGCGUAGUGAACUAGCUCCGAGAACCAUGGUCUUCUUGGCCAAUGUGGGGCCACCAGAAUCAACCUUGCCCUUUCCACUACCAUCUUUCGGAUGACUUUGGUUAUGAUGGCUGUGGGUGGAAAGGCAUAUAACAGACCUUUUGGCCAGGGAACUAUGAGGGUGUUGACCACUUCUGUCUGGGGCGACUGGAAUCUGGAGAAGAACUGAGGGACAUGGUGACUGAGAUGGGAAGUGAAUAGAUCCCAGUGGCCCAAACACUGGGCUAUCGGGAAACCCAAAAGGAACAGCACAACUCCUCCUCUGCCACAUAUCUUGUUGUCUGGGAUGGGGAAUGUGCAUGUCCCCACCACCUUUUCUUGAUUGCUGCCCUUCCCAGCACCAUGUUCAUUUCUAUGGAACAAGGGGAAAUAUCUGUUAACAGGGAAAACCCCUUGAGGGGAGAACAUAAUUGUUCUUCACCUUCCAACAAAAUGCCAUGUGGUGGUUCUGGUUGGGAAUUAACUUUCACCCAGUGCAGCAAAAUCACUUGAGCCCAUUGAAUUCUGCUGCCUUACUUAAUCACUCAUGCUUUCUAUUGGGUUGGGCCAGUCAUAUGGUCCUGCUUAUGAAGUAUGAAUCACCACUCCUCAGUAACAGAUAUCAUUGUUAAUUUCCUUUUAUUCUGUUGCCUUAGCAAACAUCCAAAAGUCCUUCCUCCUGCUUCCGUGGCAGAUCUGACGCUAUUCCCUAGGGGCAGCAGUUGAGAAAAUAAAUAAUUUGUUGAAACAAACCAGACGAUGGCAGGAUGCAGUGAUUUUAGUAAUUCCCUUGCCUGUGCAGACCUGUAUCUUUGUGUAAGAUGCACUAAGCUUCCAUUCAAAGCUGAAAAUAGUAAAGAAUUCAAAACUUUGUUUCCGCUGUUGUGAAUCUUAACUGCCACCAGUGGGUGUGGGCAGGGGAUUACAAAAGGCAUGAUGAUGGCAAGAAGGUAACGCCCAUUCCAAGGCCUGCAACAUUCUAUCUGAUCUGAUCACAGGUCAGAAUGAUAUAGAUCCUGCUCGGUUUCCUGGAGAGAUUCAUGAUGUUCUCAGACGAGGCAGCUGUAAAACUUCAAGGAGAACUUUCUUGCUCCAUCUGCCUGGAGUAUUUCAGUGAUCCAGUGUCAAUACACUGUGGGCAUAACUUCUGCCAUGCUUGCAUCACCAAAUACUGGGACCUAAUGAAGAAAAAGGCCUUCCCUUGUCCUCGAUGCAGAGAAACUAGCAGGAAGAAAAUCCUUAAGCCAAACAGGGAGCUGAAGAACAUUGGUGAAAUAGUACCAAUGCUGAAUGUAAAAGAAAGAGGAGAGAGAAUGUGCAAGAGGCACCAAGAGCCCCUGAAACUCUUUUGUAAAGAUGACCAAACGCCCAUCUGUGUGGUGUGUGACAAAUCUAAAGAACACCAAGAUCAUAUGGUACUUCCCAUGGAGGAGGCCGCUCAGGAUUACAAGAAACAAAUCCAGGAUCAGCUGCAGCAUAUGAAGCAACAAAAAGAAACACUUCUUGGAUUUAGAGAUAUGGAUGCAGCAAGGAGCAAGGAGUCUGUGGAAACAAUAAUAUUUGAGAUUCAGAAAACGACAUCUGCUUUUAAGCAUAUCCAGCAGUUACUUACUCAACAGAAGCAUUUGUUGUUGGCUGAGUGGAAAUCACUGCAAAUGACAACUGUGAAGAGGCAGGAAGAACACACCAGCAAGUUUUCAGAGGAUGUAGCCCACCUGGACAGCCUCAUUGCAGAGGCAGAAGAGAGAUGCCAGCAGCCACCAACUGAGUUUUUACAAGAUGUAAAAAGCACUUUGACAAGGUUCAAGAAGAGGAAAUUUGAGGGAUCAAUGAAGACUUCUUCUGAACUGGAACAAAGCCUUGAUUCUUUGAUUAGAAAAAAUAUUGCAGUAGCCGAAACGCUGCAAAAAUGUGAAGACACUCUGUCUGAAAUUGAUAGAGGCCAGUGGGAAUCUCUAGUGGAUUCUGGAACAGCAACAAGUAGCAAAGAUACUUUGCCAUUUGAAGUGAGGAAAGAAGAGUCCAGUUCUCCAGCUAUGAAAAGAAAAAUGGUUAAGGUUAUUACUGAUCCACAUACAAAUAAAUUUACCCUUCAAGACCAGAGAGCAACUGUUAAACCUGACCAUGUUCUGGACAGCAGAACAUCCUCCCGAACUGUCUCUCAGGCUGAUAAAAGGUUUUCGAUGGGAGAUGAAAUCACCUGUAGUGUCAUACACCUCUGUGAAUCUGCCUUCUCCUGAACCACUUUCCAGUUUGGAUAGAAGAGGUAUUGUCUGAAAGGUAUGGAGGAUGGAAGGGCAAUGACGUAUGUUUGGGGGACUGAUAACCUUUCACCAAGGAGAGAGCCCCACCCCCCACGCUUGUGCCCCUUCUCCAUAAGAUCUGCAUAAGGGUACAGCAUUGCUUUCCACUAGUGGUAAGGACAUAUCAGUACCUUUUGAAAUCAGCACGCUUUACUUUAGGGAUGUGUGUGAACCAGUUCAGAGGCCCUUUUAUGGACCUCUGAACUGGUUCAAAAGUCCGCUGGUUUGGCCAGCUCGAAGGUGGGGGCAGGGGAUAGCUUUAAGGACCAAGAAGAGUGCUCUUCUCCCCCCCCCCCCCGGUGUUUCCCCCGCUGGCGCUAUGGUUUAAAACAGUCCCGCAGGGCAGUAGCGUACCUCCUUGGCGCCUCAGUGCUUGGUGGACCGGAAGUGCCACCAAGAUGUCAUGCUUGCACACGCACUUCACACACACACACACUGGGUACUUCCGGGCCACCAUGCAGCUGGGCGGCAGGGAGGUAUGCUGCCACCCUGCGGGAACAUUUUAAAGCACAGCGCCGGUGGGGGAAACAUGGCGGCAGGGUGGGCAGGAAGGUAAGAGUACCCUCUCCUUAAAGCUAUCACACACACCCCACCUUCAAACCAGCAGUCGCCAGUUCCAUGCACAUCCCUACUUUACUUUAGUCUUCACAUUCAUCUCAGAUCUAUUUGCAUGCCUGGCAACCAACACACUUCAUAUAGAAGUGCAGGGAAAAGAUUACAUAGGAACACAGGAAGCUGCCUUAUACCGAGUCAGAAAACAGCUUUUUCUAGCAAGAACCUGGUAGUAAAGGAGCCCUUUUAGAUUACAGAGGAAACCACCAACCAUUGAUCCAUCUAGUUCAAUAUUGACCUCCUGGGCUUCUGUAGAUUCUAACCAUUCUUGAUCUGGACCUGCAGUCUCAGCCAGCCAGUCCAUUGCUCUAGCUCUUGCUCUUGUUCUCCCCUCCAGAUAAUUGCCUGACCUAUGCCCUGUAACUCCCUCACGGGCUCAACUUCACCUGGAUUGGACACUGUCUUCUGUUUGAUUGUUUUUGCUGUUCCUCAGUAUUAAAGUUGCCACCUCUCUUCUGUUUUGUAUCUCUUCUGUUAAGAUUUAAAUGGAUUUAUAUUUGAUUUGGGUUGGUUGGUUGGUUGAGUUAGAUAUUGUAACCUGCUUUGAGUCUCUUUGUAAUAGAAAGGCAGGAUAGAAA
Hemicordylus capensis (graceful crag lizard) is the source of this 3996-nucleotide messenger RNA. Its product is annotated as zinc finger protein RFP-like. The record is from RefSeq and is a predicted model, not a curated record. The coding region runs from base 1544 to 2743 and encodes 399 amino acids. The transcript has 8 exons. Lineage: Eukaryota; Metazoa; Chordata; Lepidosauria; Squamata; Cordylidae. Gene Ontology annotation, molecular function: zinc ion binding.